CGUAUGAGAUCCCUUUCCCCAGAAAUGGGUAGGAACUUCUGAAAAUAUCAAUAAGGUAUGGGUUUGGGAGAUACAUUAAUGGGGAGCAGUUGGGGUAGGAGAGCUAACUGUAUCGGCUGAUGAACCACACGAGCUUAAUUCGUUUUCCGUACUGUCUCAGCCGGUAUGUUGCAGAAUGAUGAGCACCAGAUCGUGGGACAAUUUUGGCAUUUAAAAGUAAAAUUAAAAUGCAUUCGGGGGAAUAAAAGCAAGAGGAAAAAAAUAAAGAUGAGAGAGAAAAAGCAAUUUCGACUAAAGGCAGUCUACUUUCUUCGCGAGCAAGGAAACAAGUAAUAAAUAAAGACCGUCUUCAACCUUUCAUUACUUCCAGAUGUUGAUCCGAUCGUCAGAAUGUCGAGCGAAGGAGAGGGCCCGGCAAUAGGGAUCGAUCUCGGGACGACGUAUUCGUGCGUGGGAGUGUGGCAACAUGAUCGAGUAGAGAUAAUAGUAAAUGAUCAGGGCAACAGGACGACGCCGUCUUAUGUCGCUUUCACUGAAAAAGAGCGCUUGGUAGGAGAUGCCGCCAAGAAUCAGGUUGCCAGGAACCCCUCCAACUCCGUCUUUGAUGCAAAGCGAUUGAUCGGUAGGAGAUUCAGUGAUCCCUUAGUUCAAAGUGACACCAAACUUUGGCCAUUCAAGGUCAUUGAAAGUCCGGGUGGCAAGCCUAUAAUCGUGGUCACUUAUAAGGGUGAAGAAAAGCACUUUUCUGCGGAGGAAAUCUCAUCUAUGGUUCUAAAAAAGAUGCGUGACAUCGCCGAGGCAUACUUGGGCAUGACUGUAAAGAACGCAGUUGUUACCGUCCCCGCCUACUUCAAUGAUGCACAACGUAAGGCAACAAAUGAUGCUGGCGAUAUUGCGGGCCUUAACGUCUUGCGGAUAAUCAAUGAACCCAUGGCUGCAGCCAUUGCUUACGGUCUUGACAGGGCGUGUGGCAUUGACAAGAGAAAUGUGCUGAUCUUUGAUUUAGGGGGUGGUACUGCAGAUGUCUCACUACUUACCAUUGAGGAGCGUACUUUAAUUGUUAAAGCCGUUGCUGGAGAUACACACCUUGGAGGGGAGGAUUUUGACAACAGAAUGGUAAAACAUUUUGUUGAACUAUUUAAAAGGCAAAACAAGGAAGACAUCAGUGGAAACGCCCGAGCUCUAAGGAGGUUGAGAACAGCUUGUGAGAGAGCAAAGAGGAUUCUUUCUUCUGCAAUUGAGACUACCAUUGAAGUUGAUUCUUUGUAUAAUGGUAUCGAUUUCUUCUCAACUAUUACCCGUGCCAAGUUUUCAGAACUCAAUAUGGAUUUCUUCAAGAAUUCUAUUGAACUUGUGGACAAGUGUUUGACUGAUGCUAAGAUGGACAAGAGUGUAGUCCAUGAUGUCGUUCUUGUAGGUGGUUCUUCCAGAAUCCCCAAAGUGCAGGAAAUGUUGCAGGAGUUCUUUGAUGGGAAGGAGCUUAACAAGAGCAUUAACCAAGAUGAAGCAGUGGCGUAUGGAGCUGCUGUUCUAGCUGCAAAUUUGAGUGGGAUUGGAAAUAAGAAUGUUCAAGAUAUUUUGCUCUUGGAUGUCACCCCUCUGUCUCUAGGAGUGUUGGCUGGUCGUGAAGGUAAGAUGUCUGUUGUAAUUCCGAGGAAUACCAGCAUUCCCACCAAAAUUGAACGUAAUUACACCACCGACAACAAUCAAACUGUUGUUCGAUUCCGUGUUUAUGAGGGUGAAAGAGCUAGAGCUGCAGAUAACAAUUACUUAGGAGAAUUAAUUCUUUCUGGCAUUCCUGCAUCACCCAGAGGAGUUGCUAAACUCAAAAUAUGCUUUGAAAUUGAUGCUAAUGGUAUCUUGAAUGUUUCUGCUAUGGAAAAGAGCACUGGCGCGAGUUGCUGGACCACUGUCACCAAUGAGAAGGCAAGACUCUCCACCGAAGAGAUUAAUAGGAUGGUGGAGAACGCAAAGAAAUACAAGGUUGAAGAUGAUGAGUACAGGAAGAAGGUUAAUGCAAGGGUAGCCUUGGAGAACUAUAUUUACGACAUGAGUAACACUAUCAAUGCUAAAGAUGCCAAGCUUGCCCCUAGAAGUAAGAAGAGGGUUGAAUCUAGUAUCGACGAGGUCAUUAAGUGGCUAGACGACGCCCAACUUGCAGAGGUAGAAGAUUAUGAGGAAAAGCGUGUAGGGCUUGAGUCGAUCUACAAGGAAGAAAAGGUCCCACAAUCCAUUAUCAAAACCCUCCAUCGCAUGAUGAGCACAUUCUUCUGGGGGGAGGCGAAUGGUAAAGGUAAAAACAAAUGAGUGGCUUAGAAUUCUAUUUGCCGUCUUGUUGAGGAAGGUGGCUUGGGUCUAAGACAUCUUGACGAUAUGAAACAAGGCCUGCACACUAGACUUGCUUGGAAUCACAUUCAAGGUAAUUCUUUAUGGGCCAAUUUUUUUAAGGGUAAGUAUGUGGGUGCUAAGCCUUGGUCCUUGAUUGAUCCAAAUAGGGGUACAAGGUUUUGGAAAAUGAUUACUAAAACCUUUCUCGUGGUUUUGAAUAAUUCUAAGUGGCGCCUUAAGGAUGGAAAUGUUUUCUUUCGGUCUGAUAAACGGCGGGAUAGCGGUCCUUUAUUUAAUGAUAUGAAAAUUACGGGUAAUCCUUUUGUUAAAGUUAAGGAUUGAAAAUUAUCAAACAAUUGGGAUGUGGAUCUUCAUCUCCAGUUAGUGGGCCCGGACAAUCUUGGCGGCAUCUUAGAGGAUAUUUGUAAAAGUAAAUCGGGUCAAGAUGUGCUAAUUUGGACAAAAAAUGAUAAUGGCUUGUUUUCCACCAAAUCGGUUUGGAAUUGUGUUCGUAACAGGGGAGGCACUCUUGAAGGGCAUUCUUGGAUGUGGCAUAAGACUCUUCCUCUCAAAAUGUCUAUCAAUAUGUAGAAAGCUUGGUAAUCCAUAUCAUCUUCGCCGUAUCGGCAUUCAUAUUAUUUCUUGUUGUGAUUGUUGUGCUAACUGUCACUGUGAAGACCAUAAUCAUGUUUUGCUUGCAGGUGAUAUUGCCAAUGCGGUGUGGCGUUAUUUUGGGGCUAUCUUCGGUAUUCUGAUUGGCCACAAUUGGAAAACCACGGUGCUGACUUGGUUUUGUCGCGCAAAAUCAUCAUCUCAAGUUGGCAUAAUUGUAAGGAUUAUUCCGAUUAUAUUUACAUGGAGACUAUGGCGGAGGCGUUGUUUGGCGCGCAUGGAGGGAUGAUUUGAAUCUGCAAAUGAUAUUAUUCAUUCUGUUCGUCGGUGGAUUAGUGUUUUAUGUCGUGAUAAGCAGAAUAGUUCUCACAUUUCUCAUUUUGAUUUGUAGGUAAAAGAGAACUUGAAUGUCUAGUCUACACUACCUCCCGUACGGUGAUGCAAAGCUAUUACUUGGCAACACCCAUCGUGUGGUUGGGUUAAAUUGAACACAAAUGGUAGUAGUUUGGCCAACCCGAGCGCCUCAGGUGUGGGUGGGAUUAUUCGUAAUGAUCAUGGUACUUUAAUACAUGCAUUUUCUUCUUUCAUUAGUACAUGUUCUAAUAAUCAGGCAGAGCUCUUAGCUCUCCUUCACGGGCUCCAGGUUUGUAAAUCUUUAUCUCUCAAUUACGUGGAAAUUGAACUUGAUUUUAUGAUUGUCAUUUAUUGGUGGAGGAGUAAAAGAUGUGGGGUUUGGUACCUGGAGGAUUUUUGGGAGGAAAGUCUAGACAUUAUGAGUACCAUGAAUUGUUUGGUUCAUUAUGUUUUUCGUGAGGGUAAUAAAAUUAUAGAUUGGUUGGCAAAGCAGGCUUCUCGUGUUGAUUUAGUUUUUUCCCACUUGAUGGAGACUCCCAAGUGCUGCGAGGGCUUAUUCGCAUGGACUACUCCAGGAUGCCUUCGCUUUAUUUUAGUUAGUUUUGUUUUCUUUUAUGUUGGUGCUUGUGUUUUGUUGUGCUUGUUUUUGCGUUGGUUUGGUCUUUUUUGCAUGCUGGGAUAUCUUAGUAA
Molecule: messenger RNA, 3984 nt
Organism: Carya illinoinensis
Lineage: Eukaryota; Viridiplantae; Streptophyta; Magnoliopsida; Fagales; Juglandaceae
Product: heat shock cognate 70 kDa protein-like
Exons: 3
Coding region: 391-2307 (638 amino acids)
Biological process (GO): protein refolding; cellular response to unfolded protein
Cellular component (GO): cytoplasm
Molecular function (GO): heat shock protein binding; ATP binding; misfolded protein binding
Source: RefSeq, a predicted model, not a curated record